AUGGUGCAACCUAACCAACGAGUCUCCAAUUCUUACGUAAUUAAACGAGAUGGACGACACGAGGCUGUUUCUUUUGAUAAAAUUGCUCGCCGGAUUAUGAAGCUUUGUUAUGGCCUGAGCCAGGAUCGAGUAGAUCAUAUCGAAAUAUCACAAAAGGUGAUUGCGGGCUUAUACAAAGGUGUAACGACUGUUGAGUUGGAUAAUUUGGCUGCGGAAAUUGCAGCUGACAUGAUAACUAAACAUCCUGACUAUGCGACUUUGGCAUCUCGAAUUGCCGUCUCUAAUUUGCAUAAGAAAACUGAAAAGUUGUUUUCGAAGGUCUCCAGAAAAUUAUACAAUGCUACAUAUCCGAACUCUGGUCGACCUAUGGCACUGAUUAGCGAGGAAUUAUUCCAUAUCGUCCAAAAUAAUGCUGAUAUUCUCGACUCAGCAAUAAUUCACGAACGUGACUAUUGCUACACAUACUUUGGUUUAAAGACGUUAGAACGUUCGUAUCUUCUGCAAAUCAAUGGAGAAAUAGCCGAACGUCCACAGCAUAUGUUAAUGAGAGUUGCUCUAGGAAUUCAUGGCGAAGACAUUGAGGCUGCUCUUAAGACUUACAAUUUGAUGUCCCAAAGAUGGUUUACACAUGCAACACCGACGCUUUUUAAUAGUGGCACCUGCACGCCACAAAUGAGUUCAUGCUUCUUGCUGACGAUGUUUGAAGAUAGUAUUGAAGGCAUAUUCGAAACUUUGAAGAAAUGUGCAUUGAUUUCAAAAAGCGCUGGUGGAAUUGGCUUAAAUGUGCACUGCAUACGUGCUACUGGCUCGCCAAUUGCUGGAACAAAUGGUGUUUCAAAUGGCCUGGUGCCUAUGCUUCGGGUGUUCAAUAAUGCAGCACGGUAUGUCGAUCAGGGUGGGAAUAAGAGACCAGGUGCAUUUGCCGUUUACUUGGAACCGUGGCAUGCGGAUAUUUUCGAAUUUUUAGAACUAAGAAAGAAUGUGGGUGAUGAACUUGAACGCUGUCGUGAUUUAUUCUUUGGUUUAUGGGUGCCGGAUCUUUUCAUGGAGCGUGUACGCGACGACAAAGUAUGGUCUCUAAUGUGUCCUGCUGAAUGUCCAGGGUUGGAAGAUUCGUGGGGCGAAACAUUCGAGGAACUAUAUGUAAAGUAUGAAGAAAAAGGUCGGUACAGAAAGCAAGUACCUGCUAGAAAACUAUGGGAAGCAAUCGUUUUUACUCAGAUAGAAACUGGUGUGCCAUAUAUGGUUUACAAGGACACUUGCAAUCGAAAAACUAACCAGCAGAACUUGGGUACCAUUAAGUGUUCCAAUUUGUGUACGGAAGUAGUUCUAUAUUCUUCUCGUGAAGAAAUUGCUGUGUGUAAUUUGGCAUCUAUUGCUCUUAAUCGUUUUGUUACGCGAGAGAUGACAUUCGAUUUCAGCAUGUUGCAUGAGGUUACAAAAGUAGUAGUUAGAAAUUUGAACAAAGUCAUUGAUCGCAAUUAUUAUCCAGUGCCGGAAGCGGAGCUUUCUAAUAAGAGACAUCGUCCGAUUGGCAUUGGUGUCCAAGGCCUGGCUGAUGCUUUCAUCAUUAUGCGGUAUCCAUUUACUAGUGAGAAAGCUCGUGAUCUUAAUAAGCGAAUUUUUGAAACCAUGUAUUAUGCAGCACUUGAAGCUUCUUGUGAACUUGCGCAGGAACAAGGUCCGUAUGAAAGCUACGAAGGUUCACCUGUUAGUAAGGGAAUUCUGCAGUUUGAUAUGUGGGGUGUGACACCGACAGAUCAGUGGGAUUGGGAAGCUUUACGUAAGAAGAUUGCAAUGUACGGCAUUCGAAAUAGCUUGUUAUUGGCACCAAUGCCUACUGCUUCAACCGCUCAGAUACUCGGCAACAAUGAAAGUAUUGAACCUUAUACUAGUAAUGUAUACACCCGUAAUGUCUUAUCUGGAAGUUUCCAGGUCUUCAAUAUGCAUCUUAUGAAUGACCUCAUGCAUCUCAACUUAUGGGAUGAUGAUAUGAAAUUAGAAAUAAUUAAAAACAAAGGAUCGAUUCAAAAUAUUGAACGCAUUCCGCAAGAAAUCCGAGAUCUCUACAAGACAGUUUGGGAAUUGUCGCAACGA
Cercopithifilaria johnstoni is the source of this 2097-nucleotide messenger RNA. The record is from the annotation of a GenBank genome assembly. Lineage: Eukaryota; Metazoa; Nematoda; Chromadorea; Rhabditida; Onchocercidae.